Messenger RNA from Hyaloscypha bicolor E, 1303 nucleotides. RefSeq lists its product as uncharacterized. Bases 251 to 1135 code for a protein of 294 amino acids. The record is from RefSeq and is a predicted model, not a curated record. The transcript has a single exon. Lineage: Eukaryota; Fungi; Ascomycota; Leotiomycetes; Helotiales; Hyaloscyphaceae.
GGGAGGAGGGGUUUCAUCACCACCGUCACUUGUUUUCUUUGCCGGAAAUCUCUGAAAAGUGUUGUAAAUUGUGAAAAUCUAAUAACGUGAUAUAACAGUUCUGAGCCCUUGGUGAAAAUGUGAAUGUUUCCCAAGAGACACCCAAUUUCGAAGGGGGAGCGUGGUUUCCUUUUUCCAGCGAGACCUGCAUCCGAGGCUCUGAAAUCAUUUGGGGUCCCGACAUGCAAUAUGAGGGUUCUUGCAGGAAAGCAUGGUUGGUCGCCUCGUUUUCUUCGAAAGUCUGCAUUCUUUGCCCGGUUUCCCUCAGCCAAGCCAAGGCAAUGAAGUUGUAGUCCAAUUUAUGGGAAACAGCAAAUACCACGAUGUUGCCCAAGUCAAUCGAGAGGAGUUGCGCAAGGCCACUGCCAACGCUGACAACACUCAAGUCCACAAUGCCACUUCAAAGUUUCAGAUUUGCUCAGUCCUCGUCGAGUCCUCAUUCGAAACACCGCAAGAGCCCCUUGUUAUAAGCACACAUCAACUACAUCUUGAUCAAGAACUCAAUCUCUCUUCUCCUGAAAAAGAGCAAAUGGCAAUUUAUCAAGCAAUCAAAGGCAUAAGCGACGGAGACGGUAGACAUGUCAUUAUCCUCACCACUCUUCCGAACAUAGAUUGGUGGGCCGUAUCACUAGUCGAAUGCGUGAACAGGGCUCGAGAGUGUAUUAGAACAGAAGUCGAAGAAGGAAGAAUCACACUCAAAAUACGAUAUGAGGAUAAAGUGGAGGUGACGAGUAAAGGGAUUUUUGAGGAAUUUACUUGUAGAGAAUGUUGGGAUUUGAGAGAGGACGAAGUGAAGGAUAAAGUGAAUGGAGGCGACAAGAUAGAGGAGAGAGACAAGAUAUGGGAAUACUUGGAACCAGACUGCCCUGAAAAGAAGGAGGCGACGAUGAGCAAGUCGCGCCACACUCCCCCAAAGCACACCAAGAUAAACGACGAAGAGCGCCAACUCUCCGACCAAUACUGCUCUUUUCCUCAUCGUCCACGAUUUUGUCUUAUCCCCAUCCUCGAAAUGCAGCUCCUCAACCUCUUCCGCCUCCUCCUCAUCCUCCUCAUCCUCCUCAUCCCCGCCUACCUCAUCUGUCAUGACGAAUUUUGAGCGAUGUUUACAUUGGAUCGAGGACACGGUCUAAUGAUCCAUAUUCGGAAGAGUGGUGAGGAUAAUGUCGUUCGUACCAUGACGAAGCGAGAGAUAAAGGGAAGGAUUGAAGUGUGAUAGAUGGAAUGGAUUUGGGUUUCGAUAACAUGAUUCAAAAGAAAACUCCGC